GCAGAACAAUAUUUUUGUCAACAGUAUGAUUAAUACAAUUUAUUAUUUAAUUAUUAAUUAUUACACACUCCGAAAAAAAAUUAGAUAUCGCAACAUGUGGCAUUAUAUAAUUGGAAAACCUCAAACAUUAAAUAUCGGGGUAAUUUUUCUCAUUCAACUAUUUAACUAACUUUAUAAUUACGGACUUAAACACAAUUAAGGUGCAUUCUCAUCGCAUCCAAUCCGAAAGUCGGACCGUGUUUCUAAUGCGCUGAACAAGCGUCCUUAUUCAUACACGCUGAUCUGAUUUUCUAAUCGGUUCUGUAGGCUUUCCGACCCGAAAAUUCGGAUUUGGUGGGAAAGCACCUUAACGAAUUUAAAUAUGGAACUGAAUUUUUCAAUAUUCAACUCAUGACAGACAGUGCAUCGUUAACGCUCUAUAAUAAUAAACAAUGAUAGACAACAUAUUGAUUUUUAGUUUGUGUUCGUGAGGUCCAUUUGAGUACUUGAACAAUAAUAAAAAAAAUUUUUUGUAGCUUUGCAAAAGUUCACAGGGACUUUUACACUUCCUGGGGCAGAGUUCAAUACUGCCCUCAGCCAUGAAUCGUCUGACGAAUACCAACAGCUUUAUAUGGAGAUUACAGAGUCGUUUGAUAAGCUGUACUCCAGAAGCUCAGAAUCUGAAAACUACGUAAGAACCGAUGUCAUUGGAUUCAGUGAAGGAAGUGUAAUUGUUGAUUACCUGUUGUAUUUUCGCGCACCUUCGUCUGCCGCAUCAACUACAUCUGGUAGCGUAAAGACGAUUUUACAAAAUGCUGUCAAUGAAGCGCAGGAAGGAGAAGGUUCAUUAUUUGCUGAUGUAGAUGCCGGUAGCAUAGUAAUCGAAGAAGUGUUAGACAGACAUGAAAGUACGACUGUGUCUUUGAAUACUGUUAUGCCAUUGACACAAGAUGAAGGCCAGGAUGUACUCUCCACAGAAUCUACAAUAAUAACGCAACCAUCCUUUACUACAAGGGAGUUUGAUCUACACACAACAAUAUCUCUAGAACCAGACACUACAACACAGACCAUCAUGACUUCUACGCAACCAGAUCUUACACCAACAACUUUUACAGUGACAUGGAGACCAGUCCUAGAAUGCGGAACAAGAAUGAUGUAUAGAACGCAAAGAAUUAUCGGUGGUCAGGAGACACAACAGGGAAAGUGGCCUUGGUUAGUGUCAUUGCAGAAUCAGUAUGGACAUUUCUGUGGAGCCGUUAUUAUAGGGAAUAUUUGGAUAUUAACAGCUGCUCACUGCACUUAUGACAGGUCAGUUGGAGGAAUUAAUGUAUUCUUGAAUUCAACUAUUAUUGAUCAUGAUGAUGGCUACUAUGCCCAAAUCGACGAGAUAUACAUGCAUCCUGACUACAACGAUGAAACUUUGGACUAUGAUAUUGCGUUAUUAAGAUUGAGAAGAAGCCUGGUCUAUUCAGACACUGUUUCUCCUAUUUGUUUGGAAACUAAUGAAACUGAUAAUAUUAUUUAUGACGAGUGCUUUAUAGCUGGCUGGGGUAACACUGACUCUGAUGUGUUUGUAGAUAGCGGAAGUGACAUAUUGCUUGAAGCUAAUGUGCCUGUGAUUCCGAGAACUGUAUGUGACACAUACUAUAUAGGUGGUAUCACGGAACGGAUGAUAUGUGCUGGAUAUGAGGAAGGAGAAAUAGACAGCUGUUCUGGUGACAGUGGAGGACCACUGAUGUGUCCAUCGAAUGACGGCAGUUGGUACGUAUCUGGAGUUACAAGCUGGGGAAUAGGUUGCGCACAGGCUGAACGUCCCGGUGUAUAUGCAAACGUACCGUUAUUGACGUCAUGGGUUUUUUAUACAAUGCAAUACUGGUAUGAAAGCCAGGUCAACACUAGGCCUACAAAUUAUUGCACUGAAAUAACGGAACCAACUUGUUUAGAUGUUUUGCCGUACAGCAUGACGGUUGAUAACGGAGAAUAUAGUGAGUACGAGGAUACUAAUAUCACGCCUACUACUGACCAACUCGCUGCCCUGGCCUCAUGUCACCCCAACGCCCACCUGUUCUUAUGUAGUUACCUGUUCACAGGAUGCCCCGUGCAGACGGCACCGGUCCCAUGUCAACAGUUUUGCUACGAAGUUACAUCAGCUUGUGCUGAAGAGUUGAAAGAUAUUUAUGACGAUUUUUAUGCAAAAUGUGACCUUUACCCUUCAUCGAUAUCGGGGAGCGAUACAUUAUUAUGUGAUCCACCAAAAGAAUGAAUCAUAGAUGGCUAAAAUUCCAGUGAUAUUGUCCUCAAUCCAAAUGUUCUAUACUCUAUAAUUUGUAGUCUGUAUUUUUGAAUAAGCUUUCUUGUUUAGGUGCUGGUUUGGUUAUUAAAUAUUAUAUUUUUUUCUUUUGGAAUUUUCCAGCUACAUCUUUUGCACUCGUUAAAAAUAUAUUAACUAUUAACAUUGCUAAAUAAUCUCUCCAUGGAUACUCUUUCAAUAUGCUUGUGUUUCGUAAUUCUUAACAGAUCGUAUAGGAAAGUAACUAUUAAAUCAAAUAAUUUAUUACAUCCAUUUCUGCCAUCAUAGUUAUGGUGUAUGCCACGGUAGACUUAUAAGCUUCACGUAAUGUUAAUAAUAAGAAUUUAUGGCGACAAUUUAGAAAAAAAGAACCCAAUAUAGAUAAAGAGUACUAUUGUACUUGCUAAUGACAGAGCAAAGGGGAAACGAUUAAAAGACAGAGCAAAGGCGAAACGAUUAAUGACAGAGCAAAGGGGAAACGAUUUGCUUUGUCGUAAACGACUACAUCACGUUGAUUUCCAUUCAAUACCGUAAAUGUUAAGUGCCUCACGUUAUACCCUGCCUUAGGUAACAUUAGUUCUUUUUACUUGCCCAAGCAAAUUAAUUGUUUUAUCUUUAUCAAUCUAUACGUAUCCAACUAAUUCUAUCGAGUGCAAAAUGCACGAAAGUGCAAGAAAAAAAAGCGCAAUUCUUUAAAAUAUAUCUAUAAAUAUAAGAUGAAUAUUAACGAUAUCAAUAUUUAAUAUAAUUUUAACAUACUCAAUUCAA
Molecule: messenger RNA, 3037 nt
Organism: Anneissia japonica
Lineage: Eukaryota; Metazoa; Echinodermata; Crinoidea; Comatulida; Comatulidae
Product: transmembrane protease serine 12-like
Exons: 10
Coding region: 611-2242 (543 amino acids)
Biological process (GO): proteolysis
Molecular function (GO): serine-type endopeptidase activity; protein binding
Source: RefSeq, a predicted model, not a curated record